Molecule: messenger RNA, 6365 nt
Organism: Periophthalmus magnuspinnatus
Lineage: Eukaryota; Metazoa; Chordata; Actinopteri; Gobiiformes; Gobiidae
Gene: pikfyve
Product: phosphoinositide kinase, FYVE finger containing
Exons: 43
Coding region: 141-6344 (2067 amino acids)
Biological process (GO): phosphatidylinositol metabolic process; intracellular signal transduction
Molecular function (GO): metal ion binding; 1-phosphatidylinositol-3-phosphate 5-kinase activity; ATP binding
Source: RefSeq, a predicted model, not a curated record
UCUGCUCAGGUGCGAUUAGUCUGUCCUGGGGCGUGUGUUAUGGAAGUCUGUGGUCCUUUUUGGGAGUCUCAGAUGUUUUCAGACAGGGACAGCUCUGGAGAGUGAUGAGGGAUUCAUAAGUGCACAGGAGGAAAUGUGAGAUGGCCGCAGAUGACAAAUCGUCGUCUUCAUCGUCGACAGACUGGAGCAUAGACCCGCCCGUGCUCUCUCCCACCAGCCCCUCACACCUGACACACUUUAAACCUCUGACGCCGGAGCAGGACGAGCCUCCCCUCAGAUCCGCGUACAGCUCCUUUGUCAACUUGUUUCGAUUCAGUAACAAAGAGGAGGGGCGCCCUCCCUCCUCUGUUGCAGGAAAAGCCGAUGUGCCGUCCCCUUCCCCUCAUUCUGAGAGGAGGAGCUGGUCCGUCAGUCCUUCCCUGUCAGGCCAUGGAUCCAGGUCCAACCGGAAACAGCGAUCUGACCAUCUCCGACGCACCUCUACUGCCUCAGACGGCAGUAGGAAGUCUGACUCCUCUCUCAGCUCUCAUGACCCUCGCACAGCGGUGCAGCUCCGCACAGCCCUGAAGAGGCUUAAAGAGAUAAUGGAGGGGAAGAGUCAGGACAGUGAUCUGAAGCAGUACUGGAUGCCCGACAGCCAGUGUAAGGAGUGUUACGACUGUAAUGAGAAGUUUACCACGUUCCGGCGCCGUCACCACUGUCGUCUGUGUGGACAGAUCUUCUGCAGCCGCUGCUGCAACCAGGAAAUCCCUGGAAAGUUCAUGGGAUACACAGGUGACCUCCGCGCCUGCACAUACUGUCGUAAACUGGCCCUGAAUUACGCUCACUCGGCCGAGUCUGGCUCCAUCGGAGAUGACCUCAGCGCUCUGUCGGACUCAUGCUCCGUCAGCGUGCUGGAGCCAAGUGAACCCCGCACUCCCGCGGGGGGGCGCAAGGCCAGCAGGAACAUCUUCCUGGAGGAAGACUCCACGUGGCAGAGAAAAACUCCUGUUGGGAUGAGAAAGACUAUGCAUCACCAGGAACCUCAGAACACCGGCCUAAACUCCAGACUCUCCACGCUGCAAGAAGAGAGAAAAUCCCCCGCGAGGAAGAGGUCUGCAAGUGUGACCAACCUGUCCCUGGACCGCUCUGGAGGGACUAUGGCGACUUACGAGAGCUCCGUCAGCCCGCCCCCCAACCGCACCAUCUCCGCCUCCAAAAGUGGAUCCAAAAUGGACCACCGGGAGGAGGAAGAGCGAAAGAUCCUGCUGGACUCCUCUCAGCUAAAGGAACUGUGGAAGAAAAUCUGCCACACGAGCACUGGCAUGGAGUUUCAGGACCAUAGAUAUUGGCUGAGGACCUACCCCAACUGCAUUGUGGGAAAGGAGCUUGUGAACUGGCUGCUUAGAAAUGGCACCAUCUCCACCAGAGCUCAGGCGAUAGCGAUCGGUCAAGCGUUGGUGGACGGUCGGUGGUUGGACUGUGUCACGCAUCAUGACCAGCUGUUUCGGGACGAGUAUGCUCUCUAUCGCCCUCUUCAGAGUACAGAGUUCUCGGAAACACCUUCUCCAGACAGUGACAGUGUGAACUCCAUAGAGGGACAGUCUGAGCCGUCCUGGUUCAAAGACAUUAAGUUUGAUGAUAGUGACACGGAGCCGCUGGCAGAGGACUACACCAUGCCCAAUUCAGCCAGUCCCAGUAAGAGGACUUCAGUCAGCAGUUUCCAUUCAGUGGUGGACAGUGACUCUGCUGCCUCCAUAAACCUCAACAUGGAACAAAACAACGUGAACUUUCACAUCAAGAAACAAGCCAAAUAUCCACACGUCCCAGUCUCCAGUGAGCAGAAAGCUGAAUUUCUUGUUUCUGAGGACGGAGGACAGAACAUCGUCAUAAGUGAUGCCUUCAUUCAAGAAUCUCUGUUCAAUCGACGUGUGGAGGAAAAAGCUAAAGAAAUGCUGUUUACUCCUCUGGGCUGGCACCACAGUUCACUGGAUCAACUCAGAGAAGAGAAUGGAGAGAAAAAAGCCAUGGAGACACUUCUUUCAGCCAACCAUAGCCACAUGAUGGCGCUGUUGCAGCAGCUGCUGUACAGUGAGUCCCUGUCCCUGUCAUGGCGUGACAUCAUUGUCCCCGUGGUGCGGCAGGUCGUUCAGACUGUCCGCCCUGACGUCCGCAACUGUGACGACGACAUGGACAUCCGCCAGUUUGUUCACAUCAAAAAGAUUCCUGGAGGACGAAAAUUUGACUCUACGAUGGUGAAUGGUUUUGUGUGCACCAAGAACAUCGCUCAUAAAAAGAUGAACCCGUACAUCAAGAAUCCCAAAAUCCUGCUCCUAAAAUGCUCCAUAGAGUAUCUGUACAGGGAGGAGACCAAGUUCACCUGCAUUGAACCCAUAGUGCUACAGGAGAAAGAAUUCCUGAAGAACUAUGUGCAGCGGAUCGCCGACGUGCGUCCAAACCUGGUGCUGGUGGAGAAGACGGUGUCGCGGAUAGCUCAGGACAUGCUGCUGGAACAUGGGAUCACUGUGGUUAUAAACGUCAAAGCACAAGUCUUGGAGCGGGUGAGCCGGAUGACCCAGGGCGAUCUGGUGCUGUCCAUGGACCAGCUCCUCACCAAACCUCGACUUGGAACCUGCCACAAGUUUUACAUGCAGCCGUUUACUCUGCCCAACGAUGAGGUAAAGACCCUGAUGUUUUUCGAGGGUUGCGCCGCUCACCUGGGAUGCUCCAUCAAACUCCGGGGGGCGCCAGAGUACGAGCUGUCCCGGGUGAAGGAGAUCAUCAUGUUCAUGGUGUGCGUGGCGUACCACUCGCAGCUCGAGAUCUCAUUCCUCAUGGAUGAGUUUGCCAUGCCUCCGAACGUCGCUCCGAGCACGUCCUUCCCCUGUCUGCUCGAGGGAUCCAUUGUGGAGGAGGAGGGGAAAGAAGGGACGCAGCAAGAAAAUGGAAAAACUGGUGGAUGUCAGGAAUCUGCUGAUGGACAGAUAGAGGAGGCGGUGGCGGUAGGAGAGGUGGAGCACGGCGUAGACAAGUUGAAUACAAACUCACCCUGUUUAACCGUUGUGUCCGUAUCAGAAAACACCGACACCAGGACUUCCUCUCCAUUUUCCAGUCCGCCUGCUCCUCCUUUACUUGUGUCUCCUCCUUUUCUCCUGGAAGAAGACCACGACAUGGGUUCGGACACUUUGAUCAGAGGCUCUGAAGGUGAGAUGGUGGAGGAGGAAAGGGGAGCGCUGGACGACGGCGACGCUUCAGAGACUUCAACUCCCAAACUGUUCCGAGACCCGCUGCAGGACGAUACGGGGCUGUUUGUGACGGAGCAAGUGACCUCGUCCGAUGACCGUCUGAAAACCAUCACCGCGACGUUCAAACAGGAGCUGAAGGACAUCAUUCUCUGCAUCUCACCCUUCAUCUCCUUCAAAGAGCCGUUUCUCCUGACCCCUCCUGGUAUGCACUGCCCGAGCCGGGACUACUUUCCUGAGCAGGUUUACCUCUCCCCGCUCCUCAACAAGGACCUAAAGGAGCUGGACAGUCGUAGAAAGAGACAACUCCUCAAAGAGGCGUCUCCAUCGUCCGGAGUCCAUAGCAACGGCUCCGCUUCAGUCAAACCCAUGGACAUCCUGCCCAGCCACAGUCUGACGGGCGCUCGCAUCACAGAGCAGCUGAGCACCAGUCAGGACCUGGCCAAGAUGCUGGCGGACUACAGGGCGAAGGGCGGGCGCAUCCGACAGAGGGACAACGCAGACCAAUUCGCCGCUCCUUCUGUUAACGGGCACAGCAAACCUGACGCCAAAUGUCCGGUUAAAGCAGACAGUGAAGAGGAGAAGCCACCCAAACCCAGCGACAUAAGCUGGGCUCCGAAGCAGCUGGACUGUCUGAACCCUGCCAACCAUCAGAGACUCUGCGUCCUCUUCAGCAGCUCAUCGGCCCAAUCCAAUAAUGCCCCCAACCCCUGCGUCAGCCCCUGGAUCGUCACAAUGGAGUUUUAUGGGAAGAAUGAUCUUUCUCUUGGUGUCUUUUUAGAGCGGUAUUGUUUUAGGCCUUCCUACCAGUGCCCGAGCAUGUACUGUGAAACUCCCAUGGUGCAUCAUGUUCGUCGAUUUGUGCAUGGGAGCGGUUGUGUGCAGAUUGUGCUAAAGGAGCUGGACUCUCCUGUACCUGGAUACCAACACACCAUACUGAACUACUCCUGGUGUCGUAUUUGCAAACAAGUCACUCCUGUGGUGCCUCUGUCCAAUGACUCAUGGUCUAUGUCGUUUACUAAAUACUUGGAGCUGCGUUUCUAUGGGCACCAGUACACAAGGAGGGCCAAUGCAGAGCCCUGUGGACACUCUAUUCAUAAAGAUUAUCACCAGUACUUCUCAUACAAUCAGAUGGUGGCUUCAUUCAGUUACACCUCUGUACGAUUAUUGGAAAUUUGCCUUCCUCGUCCUAAGAUUUUCAUCCGGAACCAAGGGCCUUCCAAAACCAGCCUCCAGCAGGACCUUAAGGACUUCUCUCUAAAGAUCAGUCAGGUUUACUUGGCCAUCGACGACAGGCUCACGUCCCUCAAGACCGACACGUUCAGUAAAACACGGGAGGAGAAAAUGGAGGACCUGUUUGCGCAGAAAGACAUGGAGGAGGCGGAGCUAAGAACCUGGAUUGAAAAGCUCCAAGCUCGUAUGCAGGUGUGUGGGGCGGACACGCCUCAGCAGCUCCAGUCCAUCUUGGAGUCUCUGGUGAUGAAGAAGCAGAGUCUGUGUGAGAUGUUGCAGUCCUGGAACAGCAAGCUUCAGGAUUUGUUUCAGCAGGAGAAAGGCAGAAAACGUUUAUCUGUCCCUCCAAGUCCAGGCCGACACAGGCAGACCACAGCGGACGACAAUAAGGGUGCUGUGGACUCCUCUCCUCGAAACCCAUCCCCUGUGGUACAAAACGGGGACAAGGAGGACCGUUAUCUGACCCCGAUGCCCUCUAACUCCUCCUCCUCCUCAGUGCUGCCCUCUCCUGGAGAUCCCAGUGCCGAACCGGUCACACCCGCUGCUUCUUUCACAGAGCCGGACUCUGUUAGCAUCCCUGAAGAUGUGUUUGACGGACACCUGCUCGGCUCCGGUGACAGCCAAGUCAAAGAAAAAUCCACUAUGAAAGCCAUUUUGGCAAACUUCCUCCCCGGCAACAGCUACAACCCCAUUCCAGUUCCAUUUGAACCAGACAAACACUACCUGAUGUACGAACAUGAGCGGGUUCCCAUCGCCGUGUGUGAGAAAGAGCCCAGUUCAAUUAUAGCCUUUGCUCUGAGCUGUAAGGAAUAUAAAACUGCACUGGACGACCUAUCGAAGACGUUUAGCACAGGCGGAGACGAAUCUUUACAGUCCAACAGUAGCGCCGGAGAGAAGGCAAAGAGCAGCCCGGCAAGGCCCAAUGACUCUGCCUCAUCCCAGCAGAGUCGCAGCAGCAUCGACGCAGAUCCGCUCAAAGACGCAGAUCUGUCAGACAAACAGAAGAAACAAAGCACAAAUCCUCAUAUCGAGCUACAAUUUUCUGAUGCCAAUGCCAAGUUUUACUGCCGGAUAUAUUACGCCGAAGAAUUCCACAAGAUGCGAGACGUCAUCAUGGAGAGCUCCGAGGAGGAUUUUGUGCGUUCUCUCUCGCACUGUGUGAACUGGCAGGCCCGCGGCGGGAAAUCAGGGGCGGUGUUUUAUGCCACAGAAGAUGAGCGAUUCAUCUUGAAGCAAAUGCCCAGACUAGAAGUUCAGUCUUUUCUGGAUUUUGCUCCUCAUUACUUCACCUACAUCACCGGAGCUACGCAGCAAAAGCGACCGACAGCUCUCGCAAAGAUUCUGGGCGUUUAUCGAAUUGGUUAUAAAAACUCCCAGAACAACACGGAGAAGAAACUGGACCUAUUAGUGAUUGAAAACCUGUUUUAUGGGCGGAAGAUGGCUCAGGUGUUCGACCUCAAAGGCUCGCUGAGGAACCGUAACGUGAAGACCGACUCGGGGAAGGAGAGCUGCGAGGUCGUUUUGUUGGACGAGAACCUGCUGAAGCUGAUCCACGAUAAUCCGCUCUACAUCCGCUCCCACUGCAAGUCCAUCCUGCGAGCCGCUAUCCUCAGCGACGCCUACUUCCUGUCCAGUCACCUGAUCAUCGACUACUCCCUCCUGGUGGGACGCGACGAUGCCACAGACCAGCUGGUUGUUGGGAUCAUAGAUUAUAUUCGCACAUUUACAUGGGAUAAGAGACUGGAAAUGGUGGUGAAAUCCAUGGGAGGUCAAGGAAAGAUGCCCACAGUCGUCUCCCCGGAGCUGUAUCGAGCGAGGUUUUGCGAGGCCAUGGACAAGUACUUCCUGAUGGUACCGGACCACUGGACAGGCCUGGGGAUAAACUGCUGAGCCUCUAAGUGCAAUACGAUA